CUCGCCCUGACGACUCAUAUUUUCCUCCAAAUGAGCAUCCACAUCCAAUAUGUCCAAUAUGGUUCCGUAUUCAUUUCCCGACUUACCGUAGUGGUCCAACGGCUUCGCACAGAAAAGGAUUGUCGAUAGCUGCCGGUUUUGUGACCGAUCAUCUUUAAUAUGGCAAGAUCGCAGGAGCCGCUUGGGUAAUGAGAACGAAAUUCAGAUUAACCCAGUCCUGAUAUACACGUCUUCAAGGAAGCCUGUUUACAUCCACGGCGCCAAGAACCCUGUAGCAUCCUUCCAAGUCCCCACGUCACUGCUGGACUUUUCCUGUCCUGGGUUCCUCCGUCAUGUCAAGCCCUAGCAGCAGCCCAGAGAGAGAGGGAGGGAUGGCAGGUUCUGUUCAGCUGGAGGACCUCAACUCGCCUCCUGGUCUGGAAACUGACCCUCCUUUAGCUGGCAGCCCAGUGCUCAGUCCGGAUUCCAGUUCCCAUGAUGCUGCGCUCUCUGCCCCGGCGGCCUCCCCGGCUGACUCAGAGAACCUCAGUCCAGAUGAGCUCGAGCUUCUGGCUAAACUGGAGGAACAGAACAGGUUGCUAGAAGCAGAUUCCAAAUCCAUGCGCUCAAUGAGUGGAUCUCGGAGGAAUAGUGGCUCCUCUCUGGUGUCAAGCUCCUCGGCAUCUUCUAACCUGUCCCAUCUGGAAGAAGACACUUGGAUCCUGUGGGGACGGAUUGUCAAUGAGUGGGACGAGUGGAGACGAAAGAAAGACAAACUUCUGAAGGAGCUAAUAAGGAAAGGCAUUCCUCAUCAUUUCCGAGCAAUCGUUUGGCAGUUAUUAUGUAAUGCCACUGACAUGCCAGUAAAGAAUCAGUACUCUGAACUCUUAAAGAUGUCCUCACCCUGUGAAAAACUCAUACGCAGAGAUAUUGCCCGCACAUAUCCAGAGCACGACUUCUUCAAAGGCCAGGACAGCCUGGGACAGGAAGUUCUGUUUAAUGUCAUGAAGGCAUAUUCUCUUGUGGAUCGUGAGGUUGGUUAUUGUCAGGGCAGUGCCUUCAUCGUAGGAUUGCUACUUAUGCAGAUGCCGGAGGAGGAGGCCUUCUGUGUGUUUGUCAGACUAAUGCAGGAGUACAGGCUUAGAGAGUUGUUUAAACCCAGCAUGGCUGAGCUGGGUCUGUGCAUCUACCAGUUUGAACACUUGCUACAGGAACAGUUGCCGGAGCUGAACGUUCAUUUCCGCUCUCAGAGUUUCCAUACGUCUAUGUAUGCCUCGUCCUGGUUUCUUACACUCUUCCUCACCUUCCUGCCCCUGCCAAUAGCUACACGUAUCUUUGACAUCUUUAUGUAUGAGGGUUUGGAGAUCAUAUUCCGAGUUGGAAUAGCAAUAUUGCAGUACAACCAGACAGACCUCAUACAGCUAGACAUGGAGGGAAUGUCACAGCACUUUCAGAAGGUGAUUCCGCAUCAGUUUGAUAGCUGCCCGGAUAAGCUGAUCCUACGGGCUUAUCAAGUCAAAUACAAUCCCAAAAGAAUGAAAAAGUUAGAAAAGGAAUAUACCACUAUUAAGAACAAAGAGAUGGAGGAACAGAUUGAAAUUAAGAGACUACGUACAGAAAAUAGACUACUGAAGCAGAGGAUUGAGACACUGGAAAAAGAGAGUGCUGCAUUAGCAGACAGGUUGAUUCAGGGUCAGGUUACACGAGCCCAGGAGGCAGAGGAGAACUAUGUUAUUAAGCGUGAACUGGCUGUGGUUCGGCAGCAGUGUAACACAGCCAGUGAGAGUCUGGAGAAGGCGCAGGACACCAUACGUGAACUUCAACAACACAAGUAUACAGAGGAGUUUGUGAGUGGGCUGCAGACUCAGUUGGAACAGUCUCGUCUACAGGAGGCAGAACUACUUGGUGCUCUGAAAGAAAUGCAGGACAAAGUACUCGAUCUGGAAAAGAGGAACAGCUCUCUGCCUGAUGAAAUCAAUGUAGCUCAGCUGCAGGAGGAGCUGAAGCUUGUGAAACUGAGAGAGCAGGAGACUCUGCGCUCCUUCAGAGAGAUGCAAGAGGCUGUUACUGAUCUCAACCACUGCUGGCAGCAUCAUACAUCUCGUGGAGGAGGAGGAGGCCACUGGAAAGAAUCUCCUAAAAAGAAUGCGAUGAAUGAGCUACAGGACAAACUGAUGAGUUUGAGACUGCGAGAGGCUCAGGGUCAAGCUGAACUCAAAGAGGUCAAACUUAAAAACCUGCAGCUUGAAAGCCAGAACCAGAUCAACUGUAAACUAGUUGUCAGACAUGAGCAAGAGAGCGCCAGCCUGCAGGAGAGACUGCAGAAUGCUCUUUCUCACAACAAAACACUACAAAGCCAGCUCAACGAAAUGAAGAGAAAGAUGGCGGAGUCUGACUGCAAGAGCAAAGAAGAGGUGAUGGCGGUCCGUCUAAGAGAAGCUGACUGCAUGGCCGCUAUGGCUGAACUCCGACAAAAGAUAGCCGAGCUAGAAAUACAGAAAGAGGAAGGAUUGAUCCAAGGCCAGCUGAAUCACUCAGACUCCAGACAGUAUAUAACUCAACUGAGAGAGCAGAUCGCUGAACUCAAGAACGAGAUCAGGCAGCUGCGUGGACAACCCUCCAAGUUCCAGAAUACCAGUGGUGGCGUUUAUCAGGACCUAUGUUUGGAAAGCCCAGCGUCUGCAGAAGGUGAUUACCUCAGUUCAGACGAGGACCCUCUUCAGAACCUGCCUGUGAGCUCCCUGUACCCGCACCACUCUUCACCUCAUCUGGACAGUCAAGGCAGCACGGACAGCGACGGCGAGGAAAGGAACCCCAUUCAAACUACCUGCCAAGACCCUCUGCUUAACCAGCAGCAGCUUUACCCGGGCAUGGUGUGCACCGAAGGACUUGAGAACUGAGUUUGCUUGAAAUGGUGAGACGGGACGGACGGAAUCCUUUAGGAAUAGACUGCACAAAAUGCACACAUAUAUAGCGAGAGCGAGAGAUUAUGUACAUUCACCCAGAAGCUGUCAGAGGUAGGGCAGGAAACCGAUGCAUAGCGUGACACUCUCAUAGCAUACUUCGCCCUCACUCGAACUGUGUCCGAAACUUGAAAAAAGGCGCCUUUGCUAAGGCACAUCCAAAUCCAGCAUUUGCCUUCCAUCUGUUUGACUUAUAAUAUCUCCACAAUCUUGAGCGUUCAGUUUGGCGGUUAGUGAUAAAAUGACAUCUGAUGAAGAGAUUAGAAAUACAAGAAUACAUAAAUACCUGUUUUUUAAAACUUAAGUUUACAUUCUACACAAAAAUUACAUUGUAGUCACUAAAUAUUUGAUUUGACUUGACAGCUGCUUUCAAAUUCGGACACAGCCUCUAUGUCUCUCUCUCUCUCUCUCUCUUAUACUUUCUCUUUGUCUUUUUGUCAGUGUGUCUGUUGCACAGUUCUUAAACGUAUUGUAUUUCUUCCCAGGACUAAAUUUGGAGUUCUGUGUUACAAAACACAUAGAGAAGUCAAACUGUCCUCUUCUCAGAGUGCCAGAAAGUUUGGUCAUUUUUGCCAUUUUCUCCUUUCAGAAAACAGUGUGGCCUUGAAACUACCUCUAAUUUAACCAGACACUCACUCAAUCCCUGUGAGCAUACCAACUUCACCAAUACAACAGCCAUCUGGCUCGAAAUGAGGUGACAGAGGAGAGAAAAAGCAAGCAGGAUACACAUCUUCGGGUACACUAAAAGUUUGCAGCAUUCUAUCAAAUCUUUGGCUUAGGAAAUCAUUGGAUUGUCUUUGUCACACUAAGUAGGCGUCAAACGUAGGGACCAUCUCUACUGUUUCUUUAGAGGAAAGCAGCAGAUUUUGUGCUUUUCUCAACCUGGAUGUUCUUCGUUUUUCUGUCUUGUUCCUGUGGAGGAUGUGUCCUUGUUCCGGUGGAUGUGCACUUUUUAUGUUUAUCUCAAACGCAACAGACACUACAAUCACUUUAAUGAGAGGUGAAGGCUGAAGGAAAGAAAAUAAGAAUGAACAAAGUCUUAUUAUAUAACGUAAUAGGGAUGUUAAUAGUUACAUACAUAGAUGCAUAUUACCGUAGCUCAUCCAUGUAUUUGUGUGUGUUUUAUACAAAACAAAGAAAGGUGAUCAAAAUUUUGGAUGGAGAAAAAUCCAUUGCUUAAGAACUAUUGUGUCAACAUUGCCAAAUGUUUUUUUAUGUUAUUUAUGUUUAUUUCUUUUAUGUUUUUUUAAAUAAUGUUAAUGUACUUCAUGCAUACAGAGGCCAAACUAUUUAAUUUAUACUAUACUUCUGUGCCAAUCCUGAAAAACAGCAUGAAGCUAAAACUACAGGGUCUCCAGAAAAGAGAUUAGUUUAAAAAUGGAUAAAGAACAGUAAAACAACUGCUGCUAUGACAUAUCUAGUUAGUAAUUUUAUUAUUAUUAUGAUUAUUUUUUUUUAUAAUUUUUACUCCCAUGUAAGGUAGAUCUAUAAAGCAAAGAUAAACUGUGAAGUUAUUAUUGACUUGGCGCUUACCAGCAAUGAGUUGCCUAGAUUUGUACACUACAUAAAUACCCUCAAGCAACUAUGUGAUAUUGAUUGCAUUUCACAUUUCAACUGUUAACCAUCUUAAGAAUUUAUCCUGAUUUUUAUGGGUUUGUGCUGAUUCAAAAGCAACUUCCUGAAGCAUUUCUGAAGACUGUAGCUCUUGGUUGUUAAAGAAAGUCUUCAUUUGUAGAGCUAAAGCGUGUUUGCGUUUGACUGAACUACAGAAGGUUUACAAACAAACGUAACUACUCAACUAAAUUACAGUUAAUUCAAACUGUUGCGAGAUUUUGUGUAUAUACAUUAUAUUAUACAAAUAUUUCAUACUUGUAACAGUUUUCUUCCUUUUAAUCGAGUUUGGUCACUUAAAAAAUUUUUACCCACAAUUUCGUAACCUGUCUUGAAGACUUCCAUCUAACUCAGUACUGUCUACGAUGCUGUGUUUGUCUUACCACACAUGGUACAUCAGUGUCAUUGCCUUUCCCCACCACUGCCUCAUUUUGCUAAAGCUCGUCGGUCCUUGCAUUUAUCAGACAUUCUACAUGUUUACAUGACUUUCGGAGAGCGAUACAUUGCCGACAUUUGCACCCUUUACUAGUUAUCGACAAAAACCAGUGAGAAGCUGCUCUCAGUCAUAUCUCUGACAGUAUGAUGCAUUACAAGACAUUGGAGUUUUGGGGAGAAGUAUUUACAGGAUGUGCUGUAUAUGACAUGAAAACCAUUUAAGUGUGUUCAUAAAGCAUAUCUCCUUUUGAGUGGUUGUAAGUUCUCAAGGUAGCCUGGGGUUGCUGUUUUAACAUACCACAGUGUUUUAUUGACUGAAAAUUGUUUUUGUUUUUUUUUUGUCUAAUGAAAAAUUGUUUGUGUGGAAUAGCUUGUGGUAGAGUUGCUAUUUUUCCCUUGAUCAAA
Molecule: messenger RNA, 5393 nt
Organism: Sinocyclocheilus anshuiensis
Lineage: Eukaryota; Metazoa; Chordata; Actinopteri; Cypriniformes; Cyprinidae
Gene: evi5l
Product: ecotropic viral integration site 5 like
Exons: 20
Coding region: 333-2879 (848 amino acids)
Biological process (GO): regulation of GTPase activity
Molecular function (GO): small GTPase binding; GTPase activator activity
Source: RefSeq, a predicted model, not a curated record